AUGGCCUGCACCAGCAAUAGCAGCUCUUCAUCUCUGGUGAAAUCUCCAAAGAAAAAUUACUAUGACGUAUUUGUGAGCUUUAGAGGUAAAGACACGCGCUACAACUUGGCUGAUCAUCUUUUUGCUGCCUUUCAGAGAAAAGGUAUUCUUGCAUUUAGGGAUGACACUAAGCUGAAGAAAGGGUAUGGAGUGGAUAUUGUUUACAAAGUUCCACUCUUAAGUCAGUUGGCAUUUAAAAUACUACAUUAUGCAAAUGGCCUACCACUGGCAGUUAAAGUAUUGGGCUCAUUAAGUUUUGAAGGAAAAGAAUGUUGA
Vicia faba (fava bean) is the source of this 315-nucleotide messenger RNA. Lineage: Eukaryota; Viridiplantae; Streptophyta; Magnoliopsida; Fabales; Fabaceae. The record is from the annotation of a GenBank genome assembly.